CCCCAAACCCAACUCCCGUCCAAGAGGCAAGCGAGGGAAGUUGGAGAAAGGAAAAACCAAACCCAUUGUUAGGCGGUGCCGCGGUGUCACGGCGGAUUCUGACCGUCUUCCUGAUGGAGCGGCUAGCUAGGUCGGCGCGAGCGUGGCGUUUGCGCCUCCGUUCAUUUACUUCUCCUCGAACCCUAACUUCUCACCGCCUUCACCCUUCUCUCUAUCACAAAUCUGCACCUGCUUGGUCCGCUUCCUCCGACGUUUCGAGUCACAGAGUGUUGCGCGAUGGUGCCGAACCGUAUUCGUUGCUUCCAGCUGCGUUGGCUGGCAUUUUCGGAAUCGGAUUGGUGGAAACUGCAUAUGCGGAUAAUGCUAACGAGGACGUGCAAGAAACUGCAAGAAAAGAACGUCAUCGAAUUGACGAGUUGCUCAGAAGUAGGGGAAUUCGUAGUGGCUCUUAUCCUGGCUUCACUGUUGCUGUUAAAGGCCAAAAGGUGAGUAUUAAGGUUCUAAUCCCCCCUGGUUGUGAAGUUGCACAACUUAUUGCAAAUCUUACUUCACAUCUUGGACUCAAAGCUCAAGGCAAUGUCGGGGGUUCGGAUAUGGUAUUGCGUGCUUGGGACAGCAGCAAUAUCGCGUGGCAACUUACCCUUACUCAUCCAUCAAAGCAAAAAAAAGUUGAAGAGAAUGAUCCGGCUUCGGUAGAUAUAAAUGCUCAAGAGAGUGAUCUAUGUGUGCUUAUAUUUCAUUCUCUUAUUGGUCCAGAUAAAGCUGAAAUUGAAUUUCUUAAAGAAGGGAACUUGAGUGCUGAAGAGCUUGAUGCUUUCAUCUCUGUUUUACAAUUAGCUGGUACCAAGUUGGGACAAAGAAACACUCUGGAAAGAAAGCCGAGGGAAGAGUCUGAAUCGGCGCCAUCUGCAGAUAAAUCUGUUUCGAGUCUUGAGGCCAUGGGAGUAAGAAUUUAUGGACUCAAUGAGCCCAUAGGCAUGUCAACUGGUGAGAAUGAGAUAUCAUGGGACAACAUUGCUGGGUAUGAGCAACAAAAAAGAAUUAUAGAAGAUACCAUACUAUUGGCUUUGCACAGUCCUGAAGUAUAUGAUGAUAUUGCUCGAGGGACUCGCCAUAAGUUCGAAUCGAACAGACCACGAGCUGUGCUGUUUGAAGGCCCACCAGGUACAGGGAAAACUUCCUGUGCUCGUGUUAUUGCUAAUCAAGCGGGUGUUCCUUUGCUAUAUGUGCCACUUGAGGUAGUAAUGUCUGAAUUCUACGGUAAAAGUGAACGCCUUCUAGGAAAAGUGUUUUCGCUGGCAAAUGAUCUUCCUAAUGGUGCUAUUAUAUUUCUGGAUGAGAUUGAUUCUUUUGCUGCUGCUCGUGAUAGUGAAAUGCAUGAAGCUACACGUAGAAUAUUGUCAGUAUUGUUGCGACAGAUAGAUGGCUUUGAGCAGGAUAAGAAAGUGGUUGUUAUUGCUGCCACAAAUAGAAAGGAAGACCUUGAUCCAGCAUUAAUCAGUCGGUUUGAUACUAUGAUUGCUUUUGGCUUACCUGAUCAUCAAAAUCGUCAAGAAAUAGCAUCCAAAUUUGCAAAGCACCUGUCCAAAGGCGAACUUAAUGAUCUUGCAAGCAUUACGGAAGAUAUGUCUGGAAGAGAUAUUAGAGAUGUUUGUCUGCAAGCAGAACGAUCCUGGGCUUCAAAGAUUAUUCGAGGGCAAAUAUCUAAAGAUGGCGAACAAGCGAAGCUUCCUCCUCUGGAAGAAUAUAUAGCGUGUGCCACGAAUCGACGGGAGUCACUGCUUAGUGCUGCUGCAGAUAGGAAGCCCCAAAGCUCUUCCCGCCAGAGGAUAUGAAUUAUGAAGUCCAUAUUUAAAGUAUCGUAAUUCUGAAUUUGUGAUUGAGGCUCCUCUUCCUGUUGGUGGAAAUCUCGUCUGCAAUACCACUUAAGCAGAGAGGAAUAGGAUGACUGUGCGACAAGGAGGCAAGGUAGUCAAGUAGUUCAAAAGUGGGUGAAGUGAUCCUCUUCUCUUUGCUCAUCACCUUCGUUAUAGAAAAGCUGCAUGAGGAGUGUGACAUUCUGCUCUUGUAGUGGCUGCCAGUGAGAUAAAUGUUUUUCAAUGCGUUGAGUAGCACUAAGGGCGUGUGCCCUACUGCUUGGAGUUGCUCGGAUCUUG
Molecule: messenger RNA, 2156 nt
Organism: Lotus japonicus
Lineage: Eukaryota; Viridiplantae; Streptophyta; Magnoliopsida; Fabales; Fabaceae
Product: cell division control protein 48
Exons: 14
Coding region: 114-1835 (573 amino acids)
Biological process (GO): proteasome-mediated ubiquitin-dependent protein catabolic process
Cellular component (GO): proteasome regulatory particle, base subcomplex
Molecular function (GO): proteasome-activating activity; ATP hydrolysis activity; ATP binding
Source: RefSeq, a predicted model, not a curated record